CGACCGGAAGCAGUUUGCGUGUCAAAGGUUGAGCACAUUGUUCCUCCGCGGUACAGUUUGAUUCACAUACUAAUGAAUGACGUUUCGAUAGCUCGAAUAAGUUAUCUAGCGUAAGCGCACACUGUAAACUUACGUUACCACAGGAAGAAACUGUGACUGCUACUUAAUCUGGGUACAAUAUAAGAACUUAUUUUUAUUUGAGUGUGUUGCCACUGUGUCACAGGGUCUUCCUCUUGUGUUUGGUGUCAGUUAUAGCAGCGCCCUCAGUAAAAACUGUUCAUAGACCAGGAAAAAGAUGGCUGGAAUUCUGUUUGAGGAUAUCUUCGAUGUAAAGGACAUUGAUCCUGAUGGCAAGAAGUUUGACAGAGUGUCUCGUCUACAUUGUGAAAGUGAAUCUUUCAAGAUGGACCUCAUCCUGGAUGUGAACAUUCAGAUCUAUCCUGUUGAUCUUGGUGACAAAUUCAGACUGGUUAUUGCCAGCACGCUAUAUGAAGACGGAACACCAGAUGACGGAGAGUACAAUCCUCAGGACGACCGGCCAUCUCGAGCGGACCAGUUUGAUUACGUGAUGUAUGGGAAAGUUUACAAGAUUGAGGGUGAUGAGACUUCGACAGAAGCAGCCACCCGCCUCUCUGCCUACGUGUCUUACGGUGGCCUCCUCAUGAGGCUGCAGGGCGACGCCAACAACCUUCACGGCUUUGAGGUGGACUCCAGAGUCUACCUCCUCAUGAAGAAACUGGCCUUCUAAAACCCAACUCUGGUUCUUCUGCUGCCACAGUCACAGUCAUGCUGAACUGAAAACAUUUGUAUUCCAAAGUCUGGAGCACGUGAUCAUUUCUAAGAGCAGCUCACAGAUAGAAAACAUGGAUGCUAAAGAAAACAUAUUUACUUUUUUAUUCUGGUAGUUAUAAAAUGUUUCCUAUGAGGAACUGUGGACUAUGGACUCUGACACAUUCAUCUGCUGGCAAACUGUAAAUAAAUAUUUCUUUUAUACAAAAUGA
Scatophagus argus is the source of this 1001-nucleotide messenger RNA. RefSeq names its product RNA polymerase II, I and III subunit H (gene polr2h). The transcript is spliced from 7 exons. Gene Ontology annotation, biological process: DNA-templated transcription. Gene Ontology annotation, molecular function: DNA-directed RNA polymerase activity. The record is from RefSeq and is a predicted model, not a curated record. NCBI's taxonomy places the organism in Eukaryota, Metazoa, Chordata, Actinopteri, Scatophagidae. Gene Ontology annotation, cellular component: RNA polymerase II, core complex; RNA polymerase I complex; RNA polymerase III complex. Bases 296 to 748 code for a protein of 150 amino acids.